This is a messenger RNA of Poecilia reticulata (guppy), 1664 nucleotides long. It is a transcript of the gene ccnb1, whose product is annotated as cyclin B1. The record is from RefSeq and is a predicted model, not a curated record. NCBI's taxonomy places the organism in Eukaryota, Metazoa, Chordata, Actinopteri, Cyprinodontiformes, Poeciliidae. Gene Ontology annotation, molecular function: cyclin-dependent protein serine/threonine kinase regulator activity. Gene Ontology annotation, biological process: mitotic cell cycle phase transition.
GCGAGGAUUUAAACCAACACUACAGAAGCUGUAACCAAACCAGGUUCUCCUUUCAUUACGACGCUUUGCUUGUUUGCUGAAGCAACGCACAUUUCAGAAUGGCUCUGCGAGUGACCAGAAAUCGCCUGGCUACCUCCAGGACYGAGCUCGGAGGGGGGAAGGCCUGCUCGGUGGCUGGGCCCGGGCUGAAGCCUCGGGCUGCGCUGGGUGAGAUAGGAAACAUCGCAGCUAACAAAGAGAACCCAARAAAGAACAUCAAGACUGAUGUAAUAAAGAAGACAAAAGUCACAGAAAAAGCUGAGAGAACCAAGCAGCCAAAGCAAAAUGCAGUCAUGGCCGUUGAGCCCGUCCCUGAAGUACAGGUUCAGCCUGAGCCAGCGUCUCCCAYCCCUAUGGAGACCUCUGGCUGUGAGCCCGCUGACCUCUGCCGGGCCUUCUCGGACGUUAUCCUGGACACCGCCAUCAGGGAUGUAGACGCGGACGACUACGACAACCCCAUGCUCUGCAGCGAGUACGUAAAGGACAUCUACAAGUACCUCCGGCAGCUUGAGGUCGAGCAGAACAUCAAACCAAACUACUUGCAAGGUCAGGAGGUCACCAGUAACAUGAGGGCCAUCCUCAUCGACUGGCUGGUUCAGGUCAACCUGAAGUUCCGGCUGCUGCAGGAGACGAUGUACAUGACCGUCGGGAUCAUUGACCGCUUUCUUCAGGACCACCCAGUCCCUAAGAAGCAACUGCAGCUGGUCGGUGUGACYGCCAUGUUCCUCGCCUCAAAGUACGAGGAGAUGUACCCGCCAGAGAUCUCUGACUUCGCCUAUGUCACCGACCGGGCCUACACCACCGCCCAGAUCCGCGACAUGGAGAUGACCAUCCUGCGGGUGCUGAAGUUCCAGCUCGGACGACCUUUGCCCCUGCAGUUCCUGAGGCGGGCCUCAAAGAUCUACGAGGUAACCGCACAGCAGCACACGUUGGCCAAAUACCUGCUGGAGCUCACCAUGGUGGACUACGAGAUGAUUCACUUCCCGCCAUCAAUAGUGGCCAGCGCUGCUCUGGCGCUCACACUGAAGAUCCUGGAUGCAGGAGAGUGGGAUGUCACUCUGCAGCACUACAUGAACUACACAGCAGAGGAUUUGCUUCCUGCUAUGGCCCACAUUGCCAAAAAUGUUGUGAAGGUGAACGACGGUCUGACAAAACACAUGGCCGUCAAAGGUAAAUACUCCACCUCAAAGCAGAUGCGGAUCGCCAACAUCCCCCAGCUCAAGUCUUCAGUGGUGAAGGAUCUAGCGAAGCAGGCUGCUCAGUGACCGGACUCCCAUCRGCACAGUGUGCUGACUUGUACAGUGUAAUCUUUUAAAGACUCUUAAUGCAGGUGGACAGUUGGCGUCCAAACAGUCUUGCUCUGUUCUUCUAUACUGAAGUUUCGUAAUCMAAGUCCUCCUUUAGUUGACCGUACACUAACUACAUCAUGAUUGCACAGUCUAGGCUAACUGAAGUCUUGAACCAACCUCUGCAGACGGCGGAUCGCUGCACCACUUCAAGAUGGCCGGUUACAUAAAUGUUCAGUGGAGUUUGUUAUCAGGAGGGAUUUUUUGACAUGUACAGCAAUGCUUUUAAAUGACAUGCCUUGUAUUUUUAAACUUCUAUUAAAUGGGUUUUGACCAGAA